CUCCCGCCCGCCAACGUACCCGCCUCUCGCGGCUCGUCGGACGUACGCGCGACCCCGCCGCCCUCACGUGUCUAUCGCGCCGGCCCCGCCCCGCGCGGCCGGAAGUUCCGGUGGCGGAUUGCUGGACCGGGCCCGAGCGGAUCGCGGGCUUGGGCUGCGGGGCUCGGGCUCGGGCUGCGGGCGCAGGGCGAGCCGGGCGCGGAGCCCGGGAGCGGAGCCCAGGCCGUGCCGCGCGGCGCCAUGAAGGGCAAGGAGGAGAAGGAGGGCGGCGCGCGCAUGGGCGCCGGCGGCGGCGGCAGCCCCGAGAAGAGCCCGAGCGCGCAGGAGCUCAAGGAGCAGGGCAACCGGCUCUUCGUGGGCCGCAAGUACCCGGAGGCGGCGGCCUGCUAUGGCCGCGCCAUCACCCGGAAUCCCCUGGUGGCGGUGUAUUACACCAACCGGGCCCUGUGCUACCUGAAGAUGCAGCAGCACGAGCAAGCGCUGGCCGACUGCCGCCGCGCCCUGGAGCUGGACGGGCAGUCUGUGAAGGCGCACUUCUUCCUGGGGCAGUGCCAGCUGGAGAUGGAGAGCUAUGACGAGGCUAUCGCCAAUCUGCAGCGAGCCUACAGCCUGGCCAAGGAGCAGCGGCUCAACUUUGGGGAUGACAUCCCCAGUGCACUGCGGAUUGCUAAGAAGAAGCGCUGGAACAGCAUCGAGGAGCGGCGCAUCCACCAGGAGAGUGAGCUGCACUCCUACCUCACGCGGCUCAUCGCAGCGGAGCGUGAGAGGGAGCUGGAGGAGUGUCAGCGGAACCACGAGGGUGACGAGGAUGAAGGCCAUGUCCGGGCUCAGCAGGCCUGCAUCGAGGCCAAGCAUGACAAAUACAUGGCGGACAUGGAUGAGCUCUUCUCGCAGGUGGACGAGAAGAGAAAGAAACGAGACAUCCCUGAUUACCUGUGUGGUAAGAUCAGCUUCGAGCUGAUGCGGGAGCCAUGCAUCACACCCAGUGGCAUCACCUACGACCGCAAGGACAUUGAGGAGCACCUGCAGCGUGUGGGCCACUUUGACCCUGUGACCCGGAGCCCCCUGACCCAGGAACAGCUCAUCCCCAACCUGGCCAUGAAGGAGGUCAUUGACGCAUUCAUCUCUGAGAACGGCUGGGUGGAGGACUACUGAACCCCCCACAGCCCCCCACUGCACCUUGCCUGGGGUCCUGGCCCGGGAGGGCCCUGGGGCAGAAGCCCCCAGCCCCUGUACAUAGUUUGUGUCCCUGGGCCUGCACCCCCAUCAGUUCUGCUGUUGGGCUCUGGACUGCUCCCCUCUCAGCAUAGCUCUUGCUGGGCCACAAGCCUCCCCUGUCCCCCGUCUGGGCUGGAAAACAGGUGAGGGUGGCUUGGGCUCAGGCCACUGCUGCUACCACCGUCUCUGUAAUAAAAUCUGUGAGCACUAGGUGGGCAUGUGCUGGCGUGUGA
Molecule: messenger RNA, 1451 nt
Organism: Propithecus coquereli (Coquerel's sifaka)
Lineage: Eukaryota; Metazoa; Chordata; Mammalia; Primates; Indriidae
Gene: STUB1
Product: STIP1 homology and U-box containing protein 1, E3 ubiquitin protein ligase
Exons: 7
Coding region: 241-1155 (304 amino acids)
Biological process (GO): protein polyubiquitination; positive regulation of proteolysis; cellular response to misfolded protein
Cellular component (GO): Z disc; cytoplasm
Molecular function (GO): ubiquitin protein ligase activity; protein-folding chaperone binding
Source: RefSeq, a predicted model, not a curated record